Fonsecaea nubica is the source of this 867-nucleotide messenger RNA. RefSeq lists its product as hypothetical. Gene Ontology annotation, biological process: phosphatidic acid biosynthetic process; triglyceride catabolic process. The transcript has a single exon. The record is from RefSeq and is a predicted model, not a curated record. Gene Ontology annotation, cellular component: endoplasmic reticulum; lipid droplet. Lineage: Eukaryota; Fungi; Ascomycota; Eurotiomycetes; Chaetothyriales; Herpotrichiellaceae. Bases 1 to 867 code for a protein of 288 amino acids. Gene Ontology annotation, molecular function: triacylglycerol lipase activity; acylglycerone-phosphate reductase (NADP+) activity.
AUGGCGAACGACGACAAGAUUUCUUCCGUGGCCCGAAAGAAACGCACGGUCCUAAUCACAGGCUGUUCGGACGGCGGGUUGGGUUCUGCACUUGCCAUUGCUCUACGUGAGACUGGCCUCCACGUGUACGCCACGGCACGCAACCCUUCCAAACUCGCCCAGGUACAAGCCCACGGGAUCGAGACCUUCACAUUGGAUGUCCUUUCCCCAGAGUCGAUUUCGGCCGCGGUAACCAAAGUCACCCACCUGGACAUGUUGGUCAACAAUGCAGGCGCCCUCUACAGCAUGCCCAUAACAGACAUGUCGAUCCCUCAGGCCAAAGAGCUCUUCGAUCUGAAUGUUUGGUCCUACCUUGCCAUGACGCAGGCCUUUCUGCCCCGGCUGCUCGAGUCCAAGGGCAUUGUGGUCAAUCAGACCUCGUCGGCGGGUCUGACGCCCAUCGCCUUCCAGUCGGCGUACAACGCCUCCAAGGCCGCCAUGAUCAUGUUUUCGGACUGUAUGAGACUGGAGCUUGCCCCCUUGGGCAUCAGGGUGGUGGACCUGAAAUCGUCCAAUGCCUCGUCCAACAACUUCAGCAACAACCUGGGUGCAAAGCUACCCGCCGGUUCGCUCUACGCGGUGGCGAGGGACACGGUCGAGAGAGUCAUGCGCGGAGAGACGUUCCCCAUGGAAGUGACGGCAGAGCAGUGGGCGAAACAGGUCGCGAGGGACCUCCUGAAGAAAGAUACCCCUCCGGCCAACAUCUGGAGAGGAACAAAGGCCGGGGUCGCCUGGUUGUCGAGCAUUCGGCCGUUCGCAUUGCCGGAGGGGUUACUCAAAAAGUUGGCCGGCCUGGACGUCGUGGAACGGGCUGUGAGCAAACAAUGA